AUGGGGAUUGCCAUGUCGAAAGUCUUUGCGGCGCUGUUUGGCAGCAAGGAGGUUCGGAUGCUGAUCCUGGGACUGGACAACGCUGGCAAGACGACGAUUCUAUACCGUCUGCAGGCCGACGAGAUCGAGCAGACAGUGCCUACUAUUGGCUUUAAUAUGGAAACACUGCAAUACAAGAAUAUCAAGUUUCAGGUGUGGGACCUCGGCGGUCAGACGAGCAUCCGACCCUAUUGGCGGUGCUAUUACCCCAAUACAGACGCCAUCAUCUACGUCGUGGACUCGGCCGAUAUCGACCGUCUCGAUAUUGCAAAACAGGAGCUACACGCUAUGCUUGAGGAGGAAGAGCUGAAGGACUCGAUCCUGCUAGUAUUUGCCAACAAACAAGACCAGAAGGGAGCGUUGAAUGCAGCGCAGAUUUCGGAGGCGAUGGGACUUUCGGACAUACGCAAUCGUCAAUGGUCUAUCAAAGAGACGACAGCAACACAAGGUUCGGGUCUUUUCGAAGGGUUCGACUGGAUUGUGACAUGUAUUAAAGGCGAAUAG
Molecule: messenger RNA, 543 nt
Organism: Peronospora matthiolae
Lineage: Eukaryota; Oomycota; Peronosporomycetes; Peronosporales; Peronosporaceae
Source: the annotation of a GenBank genome assembly